AGCAGGUCCCAGGAAGGUUGCAUUGCAUGGCUGCCUCUCCAAGGCUGAGCAACAACACCAACUGGCGCUCAUCAACUGGAUACAAUCCCCAAACCUGGAAACCAGCACUUGCCUCGCUUCUCAGACCACGUCUUCAGCAAGUCUCCAAGUGACACACGGCAGGCAACAGAAAGCAGGCAGACACCAGGCCAACUUUCCUCACCUUCCCCCUUAACUCCUCACCGAACUACUACCCAUAAGAAGCCAUCCUCCCCGACGUUCCCCAUACUGUCUGACUUCUGUUUUUCUUCUCUAUCCUCUCUCAACCUCCAACAUCCCACACUUCUCUUUACAUCCUCUCAUCUUCAAUUUCACAGCCUCUCUACCAGAGUCUUCCUACCAAAACAUUCACUGCCUAUCCCCGUCUUCCCACACACAACUUUAAUACUACCUAGUCAUUCAUCAUGGCCGGCCACGUGUGCUAUGUUGUUCCUCCCCACCUACUCAAGGCCAUCGCCAACGCCGAGUGCAAUAGUGAGCAUGAGCGUCAUGCCGCGAGACAGGCUUUGAACCUCCGCGAGCUGUUCACCACCCGCCGUGCCGAGCGCCUCGCCAUCCUCGGUGGCCCUCGUGCCCAGCGCCACCAGCUCUCCUCCCGUUCCCGCCCUUCCAUCGUUCCCGAUAUCUUGCUCCAGCACAUCGCCGACUCAACAGAUGUCGACGAUGACACCAGAGCCUGCGCCAAGAGGGAUCUUGACCACAUAAGAGGUGUUCAACAAAAGGUUCAGCAGGUCCAGCAAGGCGAAUCUGAGGGUCUCCAGGACCAGAUCACCCUCGCUGCCACUGCCGGCAAGAAAGCCCCCAAGGACGACAAGUUCUAUCGAGCCAUCUAUAACGCCAAGAACAUCGAGGACGAGACCAAGUUGCCUGGCGACGUGGUUCGUGUAGAGGGCCAGAAAGCCGUCGACGACAAGGCAGUCAAUGAUGCGUUUGACAACGUUGGCGAGGUACUGAAGAUGUACAAGGAGAAGUUUAACUGGACUUCCAUCGACAACAAGAACAUGCAUGUCAUCAGUUCCGUCCACUUCGGUCAGAAGUACGAGAACGCAUUCUGGGACCCCGAGCGUAUGCAGAUGGUGUUCGGAGACGGCGGAGAGUUCCUGAGUAACUUCACCGGAACCAUCGACGUCAUCGGGCACGAACUCACCCACGCGGUGACGGAGCACACCAGUCCUCUUGAUUACCAGGGAAUGAGCGGAGCACUCAACGAGCAUGUUUCUGACGUAUUCGGCAUCAUCGUGAAGCAGAUCGUCGAAAAGGAGGAUGCCGAGAAUGCCGACUGGCUCAUUGGCGAAGGCUGCAUCAUGCCCGGUGUCAAGGGCGUUGCUCUCCGGAGCAUGAAAGAGCCCGGCACUGCCUACGACGACCCGCGAUUCGGAAAGGAUCCUCAGCCAGCCCAUUUCAAGGACUACGUCCCGACUUUCGAGGACAACGGUGGUGUCCACAUCUACUCGGGCAUUCCGAACAAGGCCUUCUAUCUUGCGGCGAAGGCCUUUGGCGGUUUCUCGUACGAGAAGGCUGGUCCCAUCUGGUGGAAGACCAUGAACUCGGGUCGCGUCCCUCCCAAGUGCACGUUUAUCCAGUUUGCCGAUGUCACAACCGAGAUCGCGGAGGAGCUUUAUGGAGAUGAGGCAGGCAAGAUCGUCAGAGAUGCCUGGAACGAGGUCGGCGUGACCAGAAAGGGCAAUUAGGAACCGAAGCUUCCGCCUGGCUGCAAGCCCAUGUGAUGGGAUGUUUGGGGCAAUUCUUUCCACUGAGUAACACACGAGUAUUGUCUACGUAGUAACAGAGUUACCUAGAACCUAUCAGAACCAUUCUCCUGCUCCGCUGCACAUAGAUUACAGGAGCGUUGUAAUUCCCUCGAAUCGUUGAGUUGUAUCACGCUGCCAAAUCCCGUCUCAUUUUCUUGUAAGGCUGUAGUGUCAUGUUCAUUACCUUGCCCCUUGUCAUUCCUCGCUGAACGUUGACUUUUGCUACUACAUUUCAUGGCAGUCGCUUUCACGUUGCAUAGAAUGGACAUUGAGAGUUUGUUGAAACCGGCAACUUAUAUCUACAGAACCAGGUGGCCAAGAGCC
Molecule: messenger RNA, 2114 nt
Organism: Colletotrichum phormii
Lineage: Eukaryota; Fungi; Ascomycota; Sordariomycetes; Glomerellales; Glomerellaceae
Product: metalloprotease
Exons: 3
Coding region: 444-1730 (428 amino acids)
Biological process (GO): proteolysis
Molecular function (GO): metalloendopeptidase activity
Source: RefSeq, a predicted model, not a curated record